Molecule: messenger RNA, 1230 nt
Organism: Trichoderma citrinoviride
Lineage: Eukaryota; Fungi; Ascomycota; Sordariomycetes; Hypocreales; Hypocreaceae
Exons: 3
Coding region: 1-1230 (409 amino acids)
Source: RefSeq, a predicted model, not a curated record
AUGGACGAGAAUGCGCCCACAGAUCAACAAGACGGAACCAUCCCGACGACGAUAGAGCCAAUUCGUUUUCGCGCCGGCAAAAAGAGAAAGGCCGGCUACCGCCAACGAACUGCCGAGGAGGAAGACAAGAACCCUGACGCCGCGAUUCAGCCUGCGCCCGUCCUGCCAGGCGCGUCGACGAAGCCGGGCGCUGAUGACGAGCUCGGGCGAAGAGACGUAGAUGAUGACGAUGCUGCCGGUGCAGAAGCAACAACGACAACACACGCCGCGGAUGUAGACAUGGGAAAUGCCAAUGGCGACAACGACGACGACGACGACCACCGAGACAACCAGUCAGAGAGCGAAUCCGCCGUGGCAGCAGCCCUGCGCCUCCGCAACGCGCGCCGCGCAGCCCGUCGAGGAGGCGUCGGCUUCCGCUCAGAAGGACGCCCAGGCCUCAACGACGGCGAGGAUGAAGACGGGGAGCACGCGCUGGUGCUGCGAGAGCAGGACAAGGACCACGAGCGCAUCGUCGGCGGCAUCACCAACCGCUUCAUGCACCAGACCGGCCUCCUGACCAUCCUCGACGACAAACACAUGAAUGCAUACAUAGAAUCCCGCCUCACUAGCCGCAACGCGACGGACCCCCGCGAUCCUUCCUCCUCCUCUUCGCAGCGGCCCGCCUCCCAGGCCGCCGCCGACGCGCUCGCCUCUGGUGACCCGGCGGAGAAGUGGCGAGAUCAGCCCACGCGCCAUGGCAAGCUCGUCGAGGUCGAUAUGAGUGCCCUCGACGGCGGCAAUGGCACCGACCACAACAACAAGCGGCGCCGGAUCGACAAGGAUACAACUGCCAAGCCGCCUCCUCGCCGUGGCCGCAACCGCCGAAACAGCGAAGACAUUGCGCGCGACGCCCUCGUCGAGCAAUUCCUCCACGAAAACCGACUCGACGUCUACGACGUCCCCUCCAACCCCUUCACGCAACCAGCAGCAGCAUCAUCCUCCUCCGCCCCCGCCGGCGCGGACCCCUCCGCCGACGACCGCCUCGCCGAGCAGUUCCGCCAGCAGUACUACACCGAGCAGGCCCUGCGCCGCAAGAAGAAGCGGCCCGUCACCCAGCAGCAGCAGCUGAAGCAGCAGAAGCAGCAGGCGGGCGAGAUCCUCAAGGGGCCCAAGCUCGGCGGCAGCAGGAACAUGAGGGCCGCCGUCAGGGACAUGCUGCUGCAGCAGGAGAAGGAGAAGAGGGGCAAGUAA